Molecule: messenger RNA, 1673 nt
Organism: Anopheles gambiae (African malaria mosquito)
Lineage: Eukaryota; Metazoa; Arthropoda; Insecta; Diptera; Culicidae
Product: retinoid-inducible serine carboxypeptidase
Exons: 4
Coding region: 214-1584 (456 amino acids)
Biological process (GO): proteolysis
Molecular function (GO): serine-type carboxypeptidase activity
Source: RefSeq, a predicted model, not a curated record
AAAGCAGAUGGCGCGCAAAGAUCAUCAUCAUCUGCUGCUGCUGUCUGCGGUGACUGACAUCAUCUCGUGUUUGUCCGAUCAGCUGAGAGAUGCAGAAGGGUCGUCUGAUCGAUGUUAUAAAGUGGCGCACCAACAAGGUUGAUCAUCGUAGUGUGCCUCAAAUUCUUGUGUCGCUUGGUGAACAUCUUCUUGUGUGCUUUGAUUGUGCGUAAAAUGGGUAGAGCUGUUACAUGGAUUGUUUGGAUCACAGUAGGCAGUGAAUUUCUUGCUUCCGUUGUCGCAAACAAUGGAUUUGGUCGUGGGAAACAACACUGGGGCUACAGUGAGGUACGUCCGCGGGCGUACAUCUUCUGGUGGCUACAUCAGGCGCAUACUCAACGACCCGAGACAAGACCGCUCAUCAUAUGGCUGCAGGGUGGCCCGGGAGCAUCAUCAAGCGGCUACGGGAACUUUGAAGAAAUUGGACCACUCGAUCGAACGCUCAAGCCACGUGAAAAUUCCUGGGUGAAAGAUUACAACGUCCUCUUUGUCGACAGUCCCGUAGGCAGCGGGUUUAGUUACGUCGAGGAUCGCUCCCUGUUGGCACGUAACACCACCACGGUGGUGAGUGAUUUGGUCGCUUUUCUGAAACACUUCUAUCACACCAUGAGCGCCAUUACGAUGGCCGAUUGGGAGGGAAGCGUUCCACUGUACAUCGCUUCGGAAAGCUACGGCGGCCGGAUUGCGGUUGAGUUUGCGUACGCAUUGGCGCAUGCGGUGCAAGGUGGCACGAUACGCUGCAAGCUGCGAGGGCUUUUCCUGGGCAGUGCGUGGCUCUCGCCCGUGGAUAGUAUUGCCGCGUGGCCACAAUAUUUAGCCGGCCUGGGAUUUGUGGAUGAAGGUGGUCGUGAGCGUAUCGAGCGGAAGGUAGCUGCUGUGCGCGAUACAGUGAGACAGUCUGAGCGACCUGGGCUGUCGAUGGAAGGGUGGCACGGAUUGCAGCAGACCAUCGUGCAGGAGACGGGCGGAAUCAACUGCUACAAUGUGCUAAAGCCAAGCAGGAAGGAGAUUCAGCCGCAGGAUGUUGAAAGUGAUGAAGUUCUAGUAUACGGUGAAACGCUCUGGUGGUACAGUGACACCGGUCCACCGCCCCCCGAAUCGCACACCAGCAGCAGCCCGCUGGAGCAGCUCAUGCGUGGUCCCGUGUCGCACACGCUCGGCAUCGCAGCGACGAAACGACCGCCCUGGGGCACCCAACGGACAGCCGUUUUCGAUGCCCUCGGCGACGAUUUUCUGCAAUCGAGCGUCGGCACCGUGCAGCGGCUGCUGAACGAAACCGACCUCGAGCUGGUAGUGUACAGCGGUCAGCUCGACCUUAUCGCCUGCCUGCCGGGGACACGCGGCUGGAUGGAUCGAUUGUUCGCACACUCGCCGGCCCGCGAGCCUUUCACGACCGAGCCGAGCGGCAUCAUCGAGGGGUACCGGUCGCGGUACUCGGAUCGCUUCACGCACUACACGGUUCUGCGGGCCGGGCACAUGGUACCGGCCGACAAUCCUUCCGCCAUGCUACACAUUCUGCACCGUCACGUUGUGGCGGACCGGUAGAGUAAAGCGCGUUAAAUUUGCGUUUCGGAACGAUGCAGUAAAAUGCAAGCAGGAUUCCAAAGGUGUGUGGCGCGCCACCAAAGCGUGAA